UCAGAAUAGCAGAUUUAUUGUUCCGACACUGAAAGAAAUUGGCCUUCUCGGAAAGCGUUAAAGAAUGUUCGCUAUACCAUAUCGAAAAGCCUAAACUCGCCCAUCGUCUCACCUGUACAUAUCGUUCGUUAUCAGCUUCAAUCGCGCAUUUCAUAUUUAUUUUCAUUCUCCUACUUCCCUUCCGUCCCCUUCCGCCUCGAUCCCUAUCAAGUACGUACCAUGUCAGCUAUAGUAAACACGCCAGCAAAAAAUUCUGCCUUCUAAUAAAGAGCUUCUUUCAAUCUCCCUCUCUCUCAAAGGUCUUUGGUGUUUCAGAGCCUGCCACAUACAAAUCUUUGUUUUCUGACUUGAUCGAAUAAUCUCGUUACCGAACGUUGCGUUGCAUAGUCAUGCCAAAACUCCACGUGCUCUACAUAUGUUUCAAGGUGAAUACGUUUUGGUGCACUAUUUUAUAAUGCUCUCUACGUCAUAUGUCUGACACGUGAAUCUAAUAAAGAGCGUUAAUUUUUACAUGUGCCCAAAACGCACGAGACAUUUCGUCACCAAUAUCUUUCGGGGCCAGCCUUCUGUAACGAUCGAGUAUUUUGCAAUUGGCUCUUCCAUCACUUCGAAUUACUUUCUACAGACCAAAUUCGGGUUUAUUCGUUUAUUCUCCCAUGCAGAGCGCGCCCCGCUCGCCUCAAGACGAGCGCCGACAUUCCGCUCUAUCAACGACACUGCUUGCUUCAACAACGGAUGCCAGCAAUAUCGGAGGCCAUGUGAAAGUGACGCACAUGCAGUGUGUUAAUAUGCUGAGCGCUACGUAAAAUAUAUUGCUUGGAUAUUAGUUUUCGGACGUUUUUUUCUUGCCGUGACUAAGCCAUGGCGCUGACCCACAGUCUUUCUUACACAUAUUUGUUUCCCUCAAUUGUAUGCUACAAAUCGCAGCGUUCCAUUCUGAAGGAUCCAACCCUAGAGGAGUACAUGGGAGUACGGUGUGUAGUGGAUUAUAGUCACUAGAAAAGCAAGUUUUUUUUUUUUUUUUUUUCUAUUGUGAACUGCGCCAUGCGUUCGCUGCCAUAACACAACUCACGUGUGAAGCGUGAAGUGGGCGUCAACGCGUGUGGUUUCGUUUUCAUAAACCUUUCUGUGGGCCUAGUUGGUGCAUGCUUGACAAAUUUUUUUAAGGCGCAAUAAAGACACGGCACACAAGGAAGGUCAAACACAGGAUAGGUGCUAUCCUGUGUUUGACCUUUCUUUUGUGCAGUGUCUACUUUUCGCCUUUAAAAAAUAGUUUCAUGCCCAUCUAGCUACCGUAGUUUUCAGGUUUAGUAGUACGCUAGCCGAGUCAAUCCAAGCUAGGGUGCUUCAAAGGUCACGUGGGUUUUGUUUUUUUUCCUUCCCCAUAUGGUCGCCCACGGUUGGGACUGAGAUUCACACGUACGUCAAUGCGGCAAAGUGGAACAUUCAGACAAGCGCACUAUAAUUUCUGCCAGUGACGGAGUCUUGUACGCCGGUUACGCAGGAAGUCAUGGUGCAUCCGACGACGCUCGCUUGAGGAGAGCACCGCUGCAUUAAUCAACACCGCGAGGAAAGCGACAGCACAAGUAACGUAAGAUGGACGCCAUGCAGCAGGAUUGCAACCUGGAUCAUCUGCUGCCGCCUGAGGUAUGGAUGCGAAUACUGAGGUUCGUAGACCCGGAAGACAUCCUGGCUAUCGCGGACGUGUCGCCCCUUUUGGCGAGUUUUACGAGCGACCGCUCGGUUGUGGGCACGGUCCGUUUCUCGGCGGAAACGCUUUCGGACGACACGCUGAGCCGCUUCCUGCGGGCACCUCGCGCCGCGGCCAUUUCGAACCUGGAUCUCACCAACUGUGUCCUGCCACAGUCGACCACAAUCGAACAUGGGCUGGCACGCUGCGUCAACCUCACCACGCUUCGUUGCGUCAACUGUCGCCUGAGCAGUCGUGCGUUGUUCCAGCUCGUGCUGACCAGGCUGGACAAAUUGGAGCUUCUCCACUGGUCGUUGCUGGGCUGCCGCGAGGGCCGCGACGAGAUGGGGCCCGCCCUGAUGGUGCUUGACGCCAAGAACAGCCGGGCCACGUCGGGCAUCCGUUCAAUGUACGUCGAACUGGUCGAGAGCGCUGUCCAUGUGCACACGCUGUGCCGGCUGCUGCCGCGGUGUCCGCGCCUGCGGGACCUGCACGUGCACGUUCUGGGAGCCAGCAGCUGCGAGGGCUGUUCGCCCGGCGCCCCGACGACGUACGGUGACCGCCCUCUAUCCGAGCUCGAGCGUUUCACGUACACGACAGACGCGGCGAGAGGUCGCUGCCCUUACGCGUCGCGCUCGGCGUUCAUCGAGUCCCGCGAACUGUGGCACCUUCUGCUGGGCGACGACGAACCGCUUGUGCAGGCGUUCCGAGGCUACGCGACGCUGUGCAACAACGUCGCGCUGCGUCUUCGUCCGCGCAAGUCGCGCAGCUGCGUCCACCUCUCCGAGCUGCUGCUGCCCGCGGGCGACGAGACCACCGCCGACGCGAUGCCUCAGAUGAGCGUCACCGUCGACGAGCCGGGCCAGCUGUCGGCGGCGGCUCGGGGCGGCCGCUGGUCGUCGCUGGACGCCCUGACGCUCCUCUCGCCGCUGCCGCUGAACCGGCCCACGUUCCCGCCCGGCGUGGGGGCCCUGUACGAGGCGCCGCUCAGGUCCCUGCUGGGCGCCUGCUCGGCGCUGGGCGAGCUCAACCUCAGCCGCUUCCACUUCACGCCUGACCUGUCGUGCUGCGCCCUUCUGGCCUCGGCGUGCCUGCGUCACCUGAGGGCGCUGUCGCUGCCGGCGUGUGCCCUGGCCGAGCCCAACUCGCUCGAGGACCUGGCCCGCGCUCCGUUCGCCCUACACGAGCUGGACAUCCGCGGCAGCGCGACGACCGCGCACAGCGUGUGCGCCGUGUGCAGCGACCCGCGCACGUGCGGCGACUCGUCGCUGGCGCCGCUGGCGCUGCUGGGACCUCUGCGGCGGCUGACGCUGUGCGGCCUCAGCAACGUGCACAGCGUGCAGUUCCUGGCAGGCUGCCGGGUGCGCGAGCUGCGGCUGUCCCACCUGGGACGCAGGGGUCUCUGCUGCUACGCCCAGGGGCUGGGCACCGUGCUGACAGCCCAGGCGGGCGGCCUCCGCGUCCUCAAGAUGGAGCACGCCGCACUCACGCUCAGCUCGCACCUGCUGCUCGACCAGAUCACCAAGGCCUCAUCCCUGGAGCUGCUGUGCCUGACUUCAAACGCUCCGUUGCGGCCUGCGGAACAGCAGCAUUUGCUUGACAUGCUUGUGCCACGGCUCCCGCAGCUGCGCGCACUGCAUGUGCAUGCCCCAGGGGUGCGGCCUCUUGCACGCCGUAUGCCGGGCCAGCCACGAAUCCACUUUGACGGCAGCAAUGGCGACAAUGCCAAUCCCACCAUCGUCUUCACAAAUGAGCUCAGCAUCCUCUGCCGUGCGUCCAAUUUCAUUGGCCUCACCAAGCCGUACAACAGGGACCCCCAGCCUGUGCUGAUGGAAGCCGUCAAGGGCUGAAAGGUUUGACGUAGGGUGGCUACACCCUUCACUAGAGGCAAGGCAUGUUGGGCUUGUUUUGUUGCCAGGUGGUCUCGAAUGAGACUGCGGCAACAACAUCAAGCAUGGGCAUGUUUUUGCUGGUCUGCUACGCAGGGAUGUUACAUUUUAUUGCAAAAGGCAAGUGCAGUGAUGAUGAAGAGCUGUUCUUUUGUUGUUUCCUUAUGGGGUUUUGGUGAGAGAAGCACCGUGUGUAACAUUAAUCACUCUUAUUGUUUACCGUAGCAUGGUUUCUCUUGGAGUCUGUAAAGUAUCAGCCACGUGGUAGCAUAGGCAGUGAAGGAUUUUAUGCUAAAUGUCUGGGAAAUGGGCUCUCUUGGGUACCUUUUUGUGCGUGCGCAUGUGUGUGUGUGUUUGUGUGUGUGUGUGCUUACAAUCAAGAAAAAGAGCGAGAGAGAUGUAAAUAUUGAUUUGGCCACGUUUCAACGUGUCGUUGGAUAUAAAAUGCGAGCCACUUUAUCUUGCCUCUCCUUGUUGCACAUCUCAUGGCUCAACGUGUGCAAAGCGAAUUGCUAGUCCCGCUGCUGUGACCUCGCAGUUUUAGUGUUGUGAAUAGAAAUGAGAAGGUGGUGGAUAAUAUAGCCGUUCUUUUCAUGCUGCAAUCACGGCAAGCGCAAACUGCCACGAAGGCUCCUCACAAUAUUUUUCCGAGUCCUAGCAGAACAGGUCCUGCUAGCUUUUUUGUUUUCCACAUUUGCCUAGUUCUGUGGACUGAGGAAAAGAUGAGUGUACAGUGCAGAUCCAGUUUCUCUGCAAUGAUUUCACAUGAUCGCUUGGAAAAGAAAUACUGCACAGUCGCAGUCUUUGUUCAUGACAAGGUGAGCUUCACAGAAAGAUGGAGGCUUGAAGUAGUGAGCAGAGUUUGAACAAAAGGUGUGUCAGGUGGGAGCCAAUGUUUCAACAAGGGGACUUGUCAACCCUAGCCUCCAGGAUCGGUAGCAGGCACUCCGAAUGUUCAUCCUAACCGAAGAGCGCAUGUGUGGCGGUUCAUCUUAAGUGGAUUUUUUUUUUUAUUAGUCUAUGGAAAACUAAACAAAUGUUCUCAUGUUUGUUAUAUCCAAGAAUUCGGCUAAACCGAAUUCGACUUAAUGGAAAAUUACUGUAGUACAGUAGAACCCCGCUGAUAAGUUUUUCAAGGGACCGUACAAAAAGAACCUAAGAGCCAGAAAAUAAAACGAUUAAAAAGGAUGUCUCCAGUGGUGAACUGUACACAACUUUAUUGCUUGCUUAGCACAAAAAAAUAUAGUGGAGCAUUGUCUGCCACAUCUUGUCCCGACUGACGAGCACAAGAUGUUUUUCUAGCAUUAGCAAAGCCGCGUGGAUUUCUGGAUCAUCACUUGAACGCACGUAGCUUCUGAUCCAAGCCCCUACUGCUGGCAUAAAGGUUGGCUCCACUAGCUGCUCCUCUUCCUCCUCCUCCUCGUCAACUUCGUUGUCAAUUGUGGAGGACUCGGCACACUCAGACACGAUCUGGUCGAUGGCGAGAACCUCGGAGGUACAACGACGUUGUCUACAGAAGUGUAAUCACUGUAAGCGAUCCCGUUGGCACCAACAGCUUCCGUGGCGAGCUGGUUGCAGUCUUCAAAAACAUCGUCCCCUACUGUUUCAUUGGUGCAAGUGGCGCCGCCGAGACAUUUAGCGAAGCAAUUUGCCACUGCAGGUGCAGUGACGGCGCUCCAGGCCGCAACCAAGUAAUGCAUGGCAUCUAAGAUUGCGAUGCCUGUCGGCUGCUUCCCAUGCGCCACACUUGCCAGCAACCGCUUGACAAUGCACUUCCGAUAAAAGUGCUUCACGCUCUUAAUUAUGCCAGCAUCCAAGGGCUGUAGGUGGCUAGUCGUGUUGGCCGGAAGGUGCACGACCUUGACAUUCCGUAGCGCCAAGGUAUCUUUUGGGUGUGCGGAACAGUUGUGCAACAAAGGAGCGACUUUUCUGUCCAUGUAAGUCAGGAACUUCUCAAAGAGCGAGCUGGUCAUCCAUGCCUUAGAAUUUUUCUUGUAAUGGCAGGGCAGGUGGCAAGGGUUUUGAAAUUUUCCUAUGACCCAGGGUUUCAUCAUCUCUGAGCCAUCUGAGUUGCAGCACAGGCAGACAUUCUUUGCUGCAUUUCCCGCCAUGACAGGCCUCGCCCUUAAGGCUCGACGUCUUGUCUGGCUGCAGCUUGAAGAAAAGGCUUGCUUCGUCUGCGUUGAAGAUGUUUCUGGGUUCGUAAUCCUUAACUAUGGACACCACACUCUCUCAAUCUGUGGACGGUUGCCAUGUCGACGCCGGCAGCCUCUCUGCCGACUGAUCUGUAGCAGAUCCCAUGCCUCCUUUUGAAACGGUCAACCCACCUGUUCAACGCAGAAAAAUUUUCGAUCCCGAGUUUGUCAGCAACCUUCAUCGCUUUCUCUCGCAAUAUUGUUCCGUCAAAGUUAACAUCUGCUGCUCUGCUAUGCUUUAACCACUUGAAAACGGCCUCACCAAGGUGCAUGUGCAACGCACCCCAGCCUUGCUUGCAUUUGACGUCGAAGGUCCGGGCGUUUUCUUCAAUUUUGCCUCUUUUAGUGAUAAUGGAGUUAAGGGUAGACAGCGUUAGCCCUAACUCCUUCGCUACGCAAACCUUCUUCCCCGUUGGGUUUUCGUCCACUUUGCGCAGAAUGGUCAACUUUUCUUCCAGUGAAGGUGCUCUUCGCUUUCUUGACGCCAUAGAAAAACACAAGCGGACGCUUCCUCAGCAGGCUAGUUUCCGCCUAGGCACUGGAGAGAAGCCACUGACAGCAGCCCACACACGACUGCGGUGAGGCGAGUCCACAGCAUAAGGAAGCCAAGGCAGCGAAAAGGUGGCAAAGGACAGCGAGCGUAAGCGGGGCAAGCGCAACCACGCAACUGAUGCAACCACUGACAUAAACAAUGAUUCAAUUUCAAUUCAAUCCAAUUCAGUCUUUAUUUUCUCUUGGACAGAAUGAGACAGGACUAAAAGCUUGCAGGCUUGACAGAGGUCCUGCCGCCUGAUGGUAGUACAGUCUGCGCAGAUGCCCCCUUGCAGUUUUUUUCCUGUCGCAGAAGCGUGGCACAACAUCGUGCAGCUGAUUUUGUAGUCAAGUCGGGCCAGUCCACGCGAAAAGCCAACAUGGUCAUCGCUGCUCAUCGCUUGAGCCCGAUUGGGGCGCCAGUUAUCAACGUAGCACACGGGAGCAUUCCUGCGAUUACGGUGUAACAGCGGGGUUUCUAAUGCAUGGUAUCCUACGGGGGCGAUGCCGGCACCGACCAACGAAGACUUGGCAGCCAGGAAAACGCUGCGGCCGGGAACGUAACAGCAGGGUUUUACUGUAAUGAGCUAGUGAAAAGAGAGGAGGGGGAUAACAUGCGUAUUGGCACGAUGCACCAGCAGCAGCCAGGCUGUGUAGUGUCGGCUGACUUAUUCUUGCGGGUUAGUUCAGUGCACUUGCUAGAAGCAGCAUGGAAAGAUAUAUGCAGACCAAAAUUUGAGUACAGGUGUCUGAACAGGUUGUUGCCUUCUGUUGGCAUUCCAGCAAAAAAGAAAAAAAAAGCUAAAUAUUUUUUGUAGGGUACCAUUAACACUGUUGCUGAAUAAUGUGUCUUAAGUUGUGUUUUUUCAGUAGUGCAUCUUCACGUUGCAACUAAGAAGCGUUCUUAGCAGGCACUAACCUUAACAAUCCCCUUGUCACUCUGAUAUCCUCAGAUUCUAUGUUUUAUUGUUAUUUGUUUUGUUUUGUGGUGAAGCAAGUGUCUUGUGCUUAAAUUAAAUGCUUGCUUUAUUGAAA
This is a messenger RNA of Dermacentor andersoni, 7340 nucleotides long. RefSeq lists its product as uncharacterized. The record is from RefSeq and is a predicted model, not a curated record. NCBI's taxonomy places the organism in Eukaryota, Metazoa, Arthropoda, Arachnida, Ixodida, Ixodidae. Gene Ontology annotation, molecular function: protein binding.